Messenger RNA from Thlaspi arvense, 965 nucleotides. Lineage: Eukaryota; Viridiplantae; Streptophyta; Magnoliopsida; Brassicales; Brassicaceae. The record is from the annotation of a GenBank genome assembly.
AUGGGAGGGAGGCAUGAGGAGAAUUACUUAGACCUCAACAAUCUGCCAGAUGAUUUUUCUAGAGAUGGCAAUAAGCAAGCCCUCGAGGAAGGCUCUUCUUCUGGUCAGAGAAAGAAGAAAGGAAGUAAAGAAGGGAAAGAUGAAAGCGGUAAGGUGUACGAAUGUCGAUUUUGUUCACUCAAGUUCUGCAAAUCCCAAGCUCUUGGUGGCCACAUGAAUCGCCACCGACAAGGCAUGGAGACCGAGACAUUGAAUCAAGCUCGUCAAUUGGUCUACCGUAACGAUACCUUAACCCCACCUGGAAUUACGCCUUUCGGGUAUCAUACCGCAGAUCCAACAAUGUACCGGUCGGUUUACUCAUCACCAGUGCUAUAUGCCGGAAACUCCUCAACAAACUUGGCUCCCCAACCGCUUCAACCGCCAUAUCCAUACACUUCAAACCAAUACUCUCCUCACAAUCACAUCAACGAUUACUACUUAAGCCAAUCCUUUCGAGGCAGCAGAAGCAUCUCUCCAAACCCUAAUCUCCCCACCACCACAACCGUUAAUUACAUGGCCGAUGGUCCCGUGGGAUCGAGCUACACUUGCGUUGGUGCACCCAUUGAUCAGACCGGUUUCCCUAGCCGUGGCUCCACCAGCAUCCGUGCGGCCCCGCCGCUCGAACCGCCACAAGGUCGUGAUGCUGACGCUACACGGCAGCGUUUGGAUCAGUCUCUUCGGUUACCCGGUAACCGGUUUCAAGAUCAUCAUCACUCGCUCUGAGUUUUAACAUAUUUUCUCUGCUUUUCUUUUCUUGGGUAUUUGUUUGUAAUUUUGUUGGAUCUUGAAUUGUCCAAACGCCAUGGAUCCUACGUGUGUUAUUACCAAAUGGCCCGUUUGUUGUCUUUUUCUUGUUCUUUCUCGUUUUGUAGUUGAAAUAAUUAAUUAUUAGAAUCGAAUUAAUCUCAACUGGUUUAUGUGUUUUA